CUCUCUCCACCCCAUCUCUCAGGCGGUGUGGAAUCUGGCUGUGUUUAAUUGCAGAGUGGCAGCCAGGCACAAGAUCUGAGGGACAGAUCGGGAAUCACACGGAGCCGCUGCGUCUGUCAACACUUUACAAGCCCCAGUCCUGAGAAAGGAAAGACAGAGAGGGUGAAGAGAGGAAGUGUUUGGAGUUUGGGAAAGGGAGAGUGAGUCAGAGCAGGGAAUUUUUACGCAUGGGAACGAGCAGAUCUUGGAAGAAGGCAGAGAGUUAUAGAGAGGCUUUGAGAGAGGUAGAGCAGGAAAGGGGUGGAGAAACGGUGAAGUAAGACCUCAAGUGAGUGAAUUAGAAGAAGGAGAGGUGGAGGAAAAAAACUGGAGGGAGGGAAAGAAAAGAGGCCCACUGCUGGAGAAAGAGCAACAAGCUGCUUUGGGGAAGAACGUGAGAGCGGGAAAGUGGGAAAACAAGAGUAAGUUAGAAAAAAUAACUAGGAGGAAGGAAGGGGGGGAGCGAGACGGGCAGAACAAAAAGUUGAAGGGGGAAGUUGCGAGAGAGAAACAGUAUGUGAGAGAGAGCAAUAAAUGAGAGCAGACGCUAGACGAGAGCUGCGCAGAUGAGAAAAACAGUCGCUGUGGAUGGCCUGGGUGGAGAGAGAAUGUGGAGACCAGUUGCAUUUUAAGUCAUUUGACCGGACGGCUUUUGGACUGGCAUGCACUCGGACAAUACGAUAUCGGGACAGCGUGCGUUCCGGACACCAUCCUGCCAUCUCUGCUUGCAGCAUGAAACCGCACGGCCCCAGAGCAUACCGAACGGAUCGUGCCUGCGCGUGGAGUCCGGAGUAUCACAGCGGACGGUCACCCUCCCGUUCCCAAAAGACUUGGCAAUAGCCGACUACAGACCAGAGAGGACGGGAAGCUGUGCGACCUCUUCUCCACGCCAGGUGUACGCUGAGGAAAUUCGCCAUCCAUCUUACUCCUGGGGGGAUGUGAGGCCGGGCAGGUGGGAUAGGCCAUUAGACUCUCCGCACGCCCCCUGCACGUGCGUGAGGGAGAUACGCAGAGAAUGCGGCUGCGUCCAACGAUGGUAUUACCCAGAACACCCCUUUAAUGGACGCCAUGUCCCGCCAUACCCAAAGAUCAGAGGUCAAAGGUACUAUAGAGAGGUCUUGUACGUCUCGGAGCAGCACUACAAGGGUCACGAUCAAGAAGACGAAGAUUUACAGGAGCCUCAGUGGGACAAUCGUGCAUCUACAUAUAAUGGACAUUGCCAAAGGAGACAAGUAUCUUUCCAGAAUCACGAAGAGCGGCACUGGGAUUGAGACUAGCAGACAAUCUAGUCCAAACAAGCCACUCUAUAAUGGGACAAACUCUGGACCGACAGCUUUCUUUCCCACCGAGGUUCCCCCGAGCAAGCUCAGUCAAUCGAGGGUGCGUGGAUACAAACAGGGACAGGAAUUAAAAACGUCUACUGAGGGUGAAAGUCCGGAGAAUCAUGAUAACCAGAGGAAGAGUCAAGGAACAGUACGUGAACAGAUCAAACAAGUGGUCACAGAGCUAGAGGAAGUGCUGGGUGGUCUCAAACAGGUCCAGUUGGAGAUGAAAGAGGUUGUCCAACAGAUUGACAUUCUGACAUCCAACAUUGACCUUAGUGAAGAGGAACCAAGUCUAUCCAAUGGCUACCUCCACGAUGCACAACACAGGAGCAGUAAUUGGACCAACGCUGUUUCUCCUGGUGUUCAGGGAGAAUCACCAAAAGAUCAAAGUGACACAACACCAGAGACUUCUGAUUCCUCUAUUACACAUUACCCGCUCGAUGUGGAUAUUGUUCAUAUUAACGAUCCUGCAGCGAUGAGAAACCACACAAACCUUUCUCCUCCUGACCAGCGAUCAAUCUCAGCUGAAAAUAACAGCAGGACAGUCGUCCAACAGAGCUCAGAGCUUCACGGGAUGAGGAGCACAGCCAAUGGUACCUGCUUACCACAUCGAACACACAAAGUCAAAACUAACGGACACCAGCAUCAUAAAGGAGAACUGGAAAAUCACAUGCCACCUUUUUCACUAGUAGGCACAAAAAGUAAGAACCACCGGCCUCCACCUUAUCCCCAGAACGGCCAGGUGAAAACACAGACAGCCCCCUGCCCUGGAAAACAUAAGACGAUCUCCUCUACUAUAGUGUAGAGAGACUGAACUUACCAUCCCAAAAAAGCCUCUUAUAACCAAAGAAGACAACACACUUAAAUACACAGUAACAGAUGCAAAUGCAACACACACACACACACAUACGUAUUCAUUUACAAAGGAUGUUUUGCCGAAGGCCGCUUGGUGACAAAACUCAGGGGAUUGAUGCCACAAAGCUCAUCUGAGGACAGAAACACUUCAAACCAAAGUGCAGUGACUGUAUUUCCCAUGGAAAACUCCAGGAACAUCUGGAUCUCAGAUCUUCUUCAGCGUUUCAGAGAUAUAUCUCUGCCUUUCAACAUUAAAAUAGACCCAUGGCCAUCCAAAGCGCUUUACAAUUUGCCUCACAUUCACCCACUCGUUCAUACACCGACGGCAGUGUCAGCCGUGCAAGGCACCAUCCAGCUCAUCGGGAGCGGCUGGGGUUAGAUGUCUUGCUCAUGGACACCUCAACACUUGGUCAGGUGGAGCCGGGAUUGAACCACCAACCUUACAGUUUGUAGACAACAUAUAUGAUCCACUGAACCACUGCUGCCCCCAUUACCAAAGCUAUACAUCAUUUAAUAUAUAAAUUACACACCUGUCAUAUUUCUUCUCAUGUAGACUUUGACCCACUGCAUUUUAAAUGAAUGUUUAUCAUCAUAUCAAGUAUGUACUUUUCAUGUACAUCAUGUCUUUAUUGAGACCAGCCAAUCUAAUGGUUGUGUUGCUCUUUUUCUCAUUUAUGCAUUUUCUGACUGUUGGACAACCGGACGUCUGUGUGGUUGGAAUUCUGGAAUCGGAAUAUCACAGUAUUAUCCAACACAUCCGACUCUGAAUGCAACAUUAUUGCUACAGUAACUGCAUCACUGUUUGUUAUCAGUUAACAUUUAAACUUUAUCUCAUCUCCCAACCACCAAUUUCUCAACCCAUUUUAAAGAUUUUUUUGCUUUCAUGUAGCCAUUCCUAAACCAUUACCAGUAACCAGUAAUGGCUUUCAGCUGGUUAGCAGUUCAACCAGUUUACGCUGUUUUCUUUUUUUUUC
Messenger RNA from Misgurnus anguillicaudatus (oriental weatherfish), 3193 nucleotides. RefSeq lists its product as uncharacterized. Gene Ontology annotation, biological process: positive regulation of translation; positive regulation of cell size. The record is from RefSeq and is a predicted model, not a curated record. Lineage: Eukaryota; Metazoa; Chordata; Actinopteri; Cypriniformes; Cobitidae.